CGCACUUACAUAUGAAAGUAGUCAGAGUUCAUUUCACAGCCACUAAAGUCCAGGACAGAGUUCCCGUUUGGCUGAGGAGAACGGUGGGUUCAGACUGGAGUGGACAGUAUGAGUCUGAAGCUGGACAAAGAGGAGGAGGGAGCAGAGCUACCCCAUGAUGUGUCCAUGAGGGACCCUCCAGGGGGCGGUACUGACCCCCCUGGUUCACAUCUCCAGGUGGACAGACUCAGAUCAGGGUUUGCAGCGUCUGCUUGUCUGUCUGUGAACAGUGACAUGUCUAACGUUCAACCUCCAAACUUCAGCCCUGAACCUGGACCUUCAGAAACUGAACUCAGAUCAGGGUUUGCAGCGUCCGCUUGUCUGUCUGUGAACAGUGACAUGUCUAACGUUCAACCUCCAAACUUCAGCCCUGAACCUGGACCUUCAGAAACUGAACGGAGGAAGAGGAGUCCUGGUCCUGAACUGGACCCACAGUCCUGUUGUUUGUGUCAGAAGGUCCUGAGUGAUCCCGUCCAGACCAGCUGUGGACACUUGUUCUGCAGACAGUGCAUCACUUCAUACUGGGGCCAGUCUGGUCCAUCAGGAGACUCCACCUGUCCCCAGUGUGGAAAGAGAUCCAGAACCAGAAUUGGACCACAUAUGGACAGCACUGCACGAAAUGAACAUAAGCUCAGUCUGAGGAGCAGAUUUGAAUGUGUGACUGAAGGAACCGAUGAAACAGGAAGUAGAACCCAUCUGAACCGGAUCUACACUGAGCUCUACAUCACAGAGGGACAGAGUGAAGACGUUAAUACCCAACAUGAAGUGAGGACGCUGGAGACGGUUUACAAGAAUAUCCCCCAAGACACUCCCAUCAGGUGUCAGGACAUCUUCAAAGCCCUACCCGACCAACAGAAACCCAUCAGAGUUGUUCUGACCAACGGUGUCGCUGGAGUUGGAAAAACCCUCUCGGUGCUGAAGUUCACUCUGGACUGGGCUGAGGGUUUAGAAAACCAGGACAUCAGUCUGGUGGUUCUGCUGUCCUUCAGAGAGCUGAACCUGGUCACAGAUGAGCAGUACAGUCUGCUGACGCUGCUCCAUGUUUUCCAUCCAACGUUACAGAAGGUCACAGCCGAGCAGAUCAACGUCUGCAAACUUAUGUUCAUCUUCGACGGCCUGGAUGAAAGCAGACUGUCACUGGACUUCCACGACUGUGAGGUGGUUUCAGAUGUCACCCAGAAGAAACCAGUCAACGUCCUGUUGACCAACCUCAUCAAGGGGAACCUGCUUCCAUCAGCUCUCAUCUGGAUAACUUCCAGACCUGCAGCAGCCAAUCAGAUCCCUCCUUCAUGUGUCGACAGGGUAACAGAGGUCCGAGGCUUCGCCACUGACGACCAGAAGGAGGAGUACUUCAAGAAGAGAUCCACUGAUGAAGAUCUGUCCAACAAAAUCAUCUCACACAUCAAGAAAUCCAAAACGCUCCAUAUCAUGUGUCAGAUCCCAGUCUUCUGCUGGAUCAUUUCUACGGUUCUGAAGCACAUGUUGACUUCAAACCAAAGAGGAGAGCUGCCCAAGACCCUGACGGACCUGUACUCACACUUCAUCACAGUCCAGACAAAGAGAAAGAAGAACAAGUAUGAAAAAGGACUUGAGGCAGAGCUGACAGAGGCUGACAGGGAGGUUCUUCUGAAGUUGGGGAGGUUGGCGUUUGAACAUCUGGAGAAAGGAAAGAUUAUGUUCUACCACGAAGACCUGGAGCAGUGUGGUCUGGACGUCACACAGGCCUUGGUUUACUCAGGACUCUGUACAGAGAUCCUCAGAAAAGAGAGUGUGAUCUUCCAGAAAACCAUCUACAGCUUUGUUCAUCUGAGUUUUCAGGAGUUUCUGGCUGCAGUCUACAUCUACCACUGUUACACCAGCAACCACACAGAAGUUCUGGAGAGGUUUCUGGGAGACUGGAACCAUAAUUCAACACUUGAUGAGUUCCUGAGAAAAACCAUGGAAAAAUCUCUCCAAUGUGAAAACGGUCACCUGGAUCUGUUUGUCCGGUUCCUUCAUGGCCUCUGUCUGGAGUCCAACCAGAGAGUUUUAGGAGGUCUGCUGGGUCCAACAGAGAUCAGUCCAGAGACAAUACAGACCAUCACCAACAACCUGAAGAAGAUGAACAUUGAUUACAUCAAUCCUGACAGAAAUGUAAACAUCUUCCACUGCCUGAUGGAGAUGAACGACCACUCAGUCCAUCAGGAAAUCCAAGAGUUCCUGAAGUCAGAGAACAGAUCAAAGAAGAAACUGUCUGAGAUCCAGUGUUCAGCUCUGGCCUACAUGCUGCAGAUGUCAGAGAAGGUUCUGGAUGAGUUGGACCUGAAGAAGUACAACACAUCAGAUGAAGGACGACUGAGACUAAUCCCAGCUGUGAGGAACUGCAGAAAGGCUCGAUUUUCUGGCUGUGGACUUUCAGAGACUCACUGUGAAGUCGUGGCUUCAGCUCUGAAGUCCAGCCCCUCCCAUCUCACAGAACUAGACCUAAGAAACAACAGCGACCUGAAAGAUUCAGGGAUGAAGAUUCUUUGUUCUGGACUGAAGAAUCCAAACUGCAGACUGCAGACUCUGAGUCUGAACUGGAGUGGGUUCUCAGAGAUCAGCUGUUCUUUUCUGGCCUCGGCUCUGGAGUCCAACCUGUCUCAUCUGAUGAACCUGGACCUCAGCAACAAUGACCUGAAGGAUUCAGGACUGGAGACCCUUUGUUCUGGUCUGAAGAGUCCAAACUGCAGACUGCAGACUCUGAGACUGAGGUGCUGCAGGUUCUCACAUAUCAGCUGUUCUUUUCUGGCAUCACUUCUGGAGUCCAGUCCUGGACAUCUCAUAGAACUGGACCUCAGCAUCAACUUUGGUCUGAAGGAUUCAGGAGUGGACAGUCUCUGUUCUGGACUGAAGAGUCCAAAGUGCAGACUGGAGACUCUCAGGCUGAGUUCCUGCUGUUUGUCGAAGAUCAGCUGUUGUUCUCUGACCUCCGCUCUGGAGUCCAACCCCUCCCAUCUGAUCAACCUGGAUUUGACCAAAAACAACCUGAAGUGUUCAGAUGUGAAGGAGCUGGAGGACCUGGUCCAGAGUCCAGGUUGUGCUCUGCGGACUCUGAGAUGGAGGUUGUGAUCUGGUCACAGUGAUCUGGACUGGAUAAGGACCAGCUGGAUCCUGAUGGUCUCCACAUGUUAAAGUAGCAACAGCACCUGUUAUGAAGGCGGAGUCUGGACCACAUCCCUGAUCUGAGACCAUCUGCACCAUCAGAGAAAGAGGAAGGGACAGACCGGACACCUGUCCCUGUGGUGCAUCAUCCAUCUGAGCUAAACUGUCCCCAUAUUUAUAAUUAUUAUUAUUAUCAUAUUUAUUAUUUGUAAAUGUGUUCCAAACACAAGUGUGUAAUGUCAUUUUUUCCAUCGGACAUCUGCGCAAAACU
Molecule: messenger RNA, 3433 nt
Organism: Sphaeramia orbicularis (orbiculate cardinalfish)
Lineage: Eukaryota; Metazoa; Chordata; Actinopteri; Kurtiformes; Apogonidae
Product: NLR family CARD domain-containing protein 3-like
Exons: 11
Coding region: 109-3129 (1006 amino acids)
Molecular function (GO): protein binding
Source: RefSeq, a predicted model, not a curated record